Messenger RNA from Toxotes jaculatrix (banded archerfish), 410 nucleotides. RefSeq names its product gastric inhibitory polypeptide (gene gip). Gene Ontology annotation, biological process: regulation of fatty acid biosynthetic process; response to glucose; response to starvation. The coding region runs from base 1 to 315 and encodes 104 amino acids. The transcript is spliced from 4 exons. Gene Ontology annotation, molecular function: glucagon receptor binding; hormone activity. Gene Ontology annotation, cellular component: extracellular region. NCBI's taxonomy places the organism in Eukaryota, Metazoa, Chordata, Actinopteri, Toxotidae. The record is from RefSeq and is a predicted model, not a curated record.
AUGAAGGUAGUGCUGUUUGAACUUCUGGUCGUCUGCCUGCUUGGAGUGAUGCACUCAGGAGCAAACACUCUACCUGAAGAGAUGGGCCUCAGCGAAGACGAGCAGAAUGUGGGGAAAAGAUAUGCUGAGUCGACCAUCGCCAGCGAAAUCAGCAAAAUCAUGGAUUCAAUGGCUCAGAAGAAUUUUGUUGAUUUCCUGCUCAACCAAAAGGACAAAAAAAGCAAGCCUCAUGCUGUGGAGGAAGAUCCAGAGGGACGUCAGUACAACCACCUGCUGAAGCUCAGUCUGCAGGAGAAGCAGAGGAGAAAGAUCUAGGGUCCAACAAGCAGCAGUGAUGCUGUGGACAAUCAUCAGAGGGCUGAUGACGAUGGCUCUUCUGAUUUCUGCCUUUUCACACAUUUAAAGCUCGG